Molecule: messenger RNA, 315 nt
Organism: Babesia ovata
Lineage: Eukaryota; Apicomplexa; Aconoidasida; Piroplasmida; Babesiidae
Product: Ribosomal protein L25
Exons: 1
Coding region: 1-315 (104 amino acids)
Source: RefSeq, a predicted model, not a curated record
AUGAUGCCCACCAUCAAAUGUGAGGUGGCGGGGAAAACAGUACCACCGCCGUUUCUCAUCGACGUGUCGAAGCUGGAAUACAAGGAGCCAUUCAACUCUAUCAUGCUCAAGGAUAUCGCACACCUGCUGCCGGAGGACGAAAGCGUUAUGUUCCACCGGUCGUACAACCCGGAUACGCAAGAGGUUGUCUGCACGUACCAGACGGGCACUCUGCCAGAGGAGCCGCUGCCGCCGGACUACGUCGACCCCAACUUCCUGAACAAGAAGGGGAGACGCAUCCACUUAACGUACAAGGGAUUCUUCCCCAAACAGUAG